ACCUGUUAAGCUCCUCUGUACCAUGCCUUAAUUUCUUCCCCAGAACCCAGGAAGCUGGGAUAGUUCUCUGGCGGGUGAGACCAAGCUCCAGAGAACUACAGCAGGCAGGAAGCUCUUGGCUUGGAACCCAGGUCUCAGUUCCUGGCCACCUGCCCGCCGGAUGGUAGAACCCGGGCCGUCAUCAUCUUCCUUACCACCUCAGCCUUCAGGUCCCAAAGGCAGUUUCUGUGCCGUUCUGGAGAGAAUCCUGUCAGUGGGAGCCGAUGCAGCCCUGCCCCUUUGAAGUAGAAGUGUGAGGAAUUCCGUUGACAUAAAGGAGAGUUUCCUUCCAGUCAGGGUGGGUAGUUGGGGAAAUUCUCUUUUCCUGAAAACCAUUGGGAACUGAAGAUCUUCCUCUUCUGCCUGGACCAGGGCCGCAGCUGGCAAGAGAUGAUUCCAGCCAUCGGACAACCAGGGGCUCCCUCCUUCCAGAGCAGCAGUUACAACCUCCCCAGACCUGUUUCCUCAACUUGAAAACUGAGAGGCUGAUUUUAAUAAUUUCUAAGUAGAGAAUCCUAAAAAUCAUUUAUUACACAUCUACUAUAAGCCCGUCGCGGUAAUGGAUAUUAAGAAGGAGGCAGAGAUUUCUCUCCCUUCACACACCCACAUGAAACACGUAUAUCUUUUUACUGUUUUUCUUCACACUAAUACAUAACAUAUUGUAAUAUCAUUGAUUAAAUAACACCGUUCAGAGGAAGAAAACAAAAGAACUACCUCCAUUACUAAACGGAUACUUGAACGUGAGCUUCAGAGCAGGGAUUUUUGUGUUUUGUUUCCUGAUUGAGUCUCAGGCUGAAGCGGCUGGCACGUUGCAGGCGUUCGACAGCUAUUUGCUGAAUGAAUGAUUGAUUUUGAACAUGUACUCUGAUUUGAGAAAUGUAAAGGCGUUUAAGGAAAGAAAAAGUGCGUCUGAGAUUCCAGGAGAUGCGAUACUUGGGAUGGCAGGGCAGGGACCCAGCCCGUGCUGAUGCCCUGGGAGGCCUCCAAGGAUGGAGAGUGGCCUGGCUGGCGGCAGCACAGGAAAUGGACUAGUGAUGAAGAUCAAGCAAGAGAAGCAAGAGUGGCUGCUUCAGGCACUGGUGCCUCAGGCCAUGCUUUCAGAGAAAGAUAAGGAAAACGUUUUCCAGCAGCAUCAGGGCUUCCUGCCAUGCCAGACCAUGGGGAAGGCUCGAGCCUUGGGGGGACAAGAGGAGACUGGGGUUCCGAGGCAGGCCCCUUCCACCGAGCAGGAUGGGGGGCUGGUGGGCCGAGCUUCGGUGGCAGCUCCCACUUCCCCAAGCUCCCAGCUUUCUGCCAGCGAGGGUCACUUUGUGUGCCUGGACUGUGGGAAGAGGUUCAGCUGGUGGUCGUCCCUGAAGAUCCACCAGCGCACCCACACUGGGGAGAAGCCGUACCUCUGCGGCAAGUGUGGCAAGAGCUUCAGCCAGAAGCCGAACCUGGCGCGGCACCAACGGCACCACACGGGCGAGCGGCCCUUCUGCUGCCCCGAGUGCGAGAGGCGCUUUAGCCAGAAGCAGCAUCUGCUCAAGCACCAGAAGACCCACUCUCGCCCCGCCACACACUCGUGCCCUGAGUGUGAGCGCUGCUUCCGCCACAAGGUCGGCCUCCGCAUCCACCAGCGCGCUCAUGCUCGAGACCGCCAGCUGGCCAGAGGCGAGCUGCAGAAGCUGCUCAGAGACAAGGUGGCCCACAAGGCCUGUCGCCUGCGGCCAGUGCCCCGGGACCUGGCAGAAUGGGCCUGGCUGGGGCUCUGUCAGGGGUGGUGGAACAAGCCAGGGGCCCGGCCCGGGGUCCCUGUCCCCUCAGGGCCCGGUGAGCAGCGCCAGUUCAUCUGCAACGAGUGUGGCAAGAGCUUCACCUGGUGGUCGUCACUGAAUAUCCACCAGCGCAUCCACACGGGUGAGCGGCCGUACCCGUGCCCCGAGUGCGGGCGCCGCUUCAGCCAGAAGCCCAACCUGACGCGGCACCUGCGCAACCACACUGGCGAGCGGCCCCACCCGUGCCUGGACUGCGGCCGCAGCUUCCGCCAGAAGCAGCACCUGCUCAAGCACCAGCGCACGCACCUCGCGGGCGAGAAGGCCGCCCUGUGCCCCAGCUGCGGGAAGAGCUGCCCCAGCCGGGCGGCGCUCCGAGCUCACCAGAGGGCCCACGCCGCCGCGGAGCUGCUCCGGGGUGUGGGCUGUCUCCGGCCUGCCGGAGCACAUGGGGAGCUGGGACCAGGCUCUAAGCAGUUGUCAGAGGCCCCUCUGGGCUUCUCCACCCCACUGCUAAGCCCCCAGCAGCCACAAGGGACUGGGGCGAUGGUGUGGAGCAGGGUGCAUGGGGGCAUGGCCCGGGCAGGAGAGCAGGUUCCCCCGGCUGGGCCCGGCGAGCAGCGCCAGUUCAUCUGCAACGAGUGCGGCAAGAGCUUCUCGUGGUGGUCGGCGCUCACCAUCCACCAGCGCAUCCACACGGGUGAGCGGCCGUACCCAUGCCCCGAGUGCGGGCGCCGCUUCAGCCAGAAGCCCAACCUGACGCGGCACCAGCGCAACCACACGGGCGAGCGGCCGUACCUGUGUACCGCCUGUGGCCGUGGCUUUAGCCAAAAGCAACACCUGCUUAAACACCAGCGGGUUCACCGGGGAGCCCUGGCUUCCACCCCCAGCGCCAAGGAGGAGGCACUUUAGUGGACCCUUGACCCAAGCAGACCUCCUGAUGGUAGUGGUGGAGAUAGUGGUGGUGGAUGUUUGGGCAUGUGUGUGUGUGUGUCUGUGUGUAGAAAUGAGUAAUGGCCAGGAAUGGUUGGUUUUUAGAAGCCUAGGUGUACGAGACCCCUCAAAAAGUGUACUCCUCAAUGCUCUGAAGACCUGAGAACAGCAUUUCAGAGGCAUCCAAAAGGGUGUCCAGGAAAGGUCCCAAGAAGUGCUGAGGGCUGAGGGAGGAGGUCUGGGUGAGAUGGAACAUUCUGACCCUGGAGCCUGGAUGUGCCAUGGUGAGCUAAGGCCCUCUCUGUAUACCUCCUCCAAGGUGGGGUUCCUGGGGGAGGACAGUUGCAGGCUUAGUUAGGGGCUUACUAGUGUGAGUGAAGUGGCCCAGCUCUGGACUGGUCAGCUGUAGCAUUGGCCUGUCCCACUCAGCCUGUGGGAUGGCCAGGGCCUGUCCUGGGUGAGAGAGUCAGUCAGACUCAGUGAUACCAAGGACUGGAAGCCAGAAGCUGUGCAUAGGUGUAUUCCCCACACCAAGAGUAGUGCCCAGCACUUAAUGGCCAUUCAGUAAAUAUUUUUGGAAGGGUGAAUGGUUAGAUGGUUCUUCUCCAGCCCUGAGUGCUCCAUUGCCCAGGAUGCUGUGUGUAUGCAGGCCUGAACCUAGGACUGGCAUGUGUGUGGGUGAUAGGCCCAAAGGGGAUGGACUCGGCUGAGGUGUGGUGGCACGGGGAGGUACCUAGCAGCAGGAGAUGGCCACAUACGCUGCCCUAACCCAGUGAUCUGGAGGGCAUGCCUGAACUGGGACGAUGGACUGUGACUUACUUGGAUGCUUACCAAUCCCAUGGUUUCAGAAGAGCAAAAUGAAGGAUCAAAUACUUCA
Messenger RNA from Choloepus didactylus (southern two-toed sloth), 3603 nucleotides. RefSeq names its product zinc finger protein 775 (gene ZNF775). Bases 1029 to 2705 code for a protein of 558 amino acids. Lineage: Eukaryota; Metazoa; Chordata; Mammalia; Pilosa; Megalonychidae. The record is from RefSeq and is a predicted model, not a curated record. The transcript has 4 exons.